CGGAUCGCGCCCUCCCGCCCCGCUGCCGUCAGCCGCCGCCGCCGUACGGCACGCUCGGCCCCAUGUGGCGCGGCGCGGCGGCGGCGCUGCUGUGCCUGGCGGCAGCCGCGCUGCUGCGCCGCGGGUUCGAGCCCCGCGCCCGCCUGCUCAGCGCCGCCGAGCUGGCCCGGUACCGCGGGGCGCGGGGAGACCCGGGCCUCUACCUCGCCGUACUGGGCCGCGUCUUCGAUGUGGAGCGCGGUCGCAGGCACUACGGCCCCGGCGGUGCCUACAGCGGCUUCGCAGGGAGAGAUGCCACCAGAGCGUUCGCGACCGGGGACUUCACCCAGGCGGGGCUGGUGGACGACGUGUCGGCGCUGUCGCCGGGAGAGAUGCUCGCCAUCCGGAGCUGGCUGUCCUUCUACCGCCACAACUACGACCCCGUGGGGAAGCUGGUGGGCAGGUUCUAUGAUGAAAACGGGGCACCUACAGAAGCCUUAAGGCAGGCUGAGGCUGCGAUGGAGGAGGCUCUGAAGUUCCAAGCAGAAAGCGAGCAGAGGAAGGAGCAGUUUCCACCCUGCAACUCUGAAUGGAGCUCUGCCAAGGGCAGCCGGUUCUGGUGCUCCAAACAGAGCGGGGGAGUGCCCAGAGCCUGGGCUGGAGUUCCUCGGCAGCUGGUGGAGCCCGGCGCCAGGGGCAGCCGCUGCGUGUGCGUCAGGCCUGACGGGCCCCUCUGGGAGCAGCACAGCGCCGGGGGCCACGGCCACAGCGGGGACCUGGCUGCCCCUCGCCUGCAGGAGUACGCUGGCUGCCAUCCCCUGGCCCAGCAGUGUGUGCUCAAGGGCUGACUGGAGCAAGACAUGAGGGGGCGCAGAGGCCACCAGCAAAACCUUGUGCUCCUGGGGGCAGCUCCAGCUCCCUUCCCUUGUGCCUGUGCAAAGAGAGUAAAAAGGACUUCACCUAAUUGUCACUUUUUGAAUAUGUGGAGAGGAGGAAGAAACACUGUAGCCAAGCUCCUAGAAUCAUUUCAGCUGGAAGAAACUUUUUAAGGUCAUUGAGUCCAGCCUUUGUCCCAGCCCCAUCAACCACUAGACCUUUCCUACAGUGGUGUUACAAGAUUCACAGCGUGAAUUACACAUAAAAGCUGCUUUCUGGUGCAGGCAGGAGGUGGAUGCAAACCAGUGGGUGGCUGAGGCAGCGAGCACAGGAACUGCUGCAGCAUCCCCUCAGCACCUGCAGUUGCUUGAACUGCAGUAUAGGGCUACUGCUCCUCUUGGUCAUCUAAUUUACUCCAGAGAGUUUAAAGGUAGCAGGGAGAAACAUGAAUUUCUGCUCUAAUUAAGGUACAGAGUAUCCAGGAACUGGUGUAGUUUAGUUACACACAAGCUUUAUCAAACACUUGGUGCACAGAAGGCAAAGGUCAUAGCUGAAUUUCCUCAUGGAGUGUUUGUAUUAGAUACUGUGCAAAGAAGAUAGUGGAAGCCACCUAAGAGGAUUGUUGCUUUAUAUUAACCUCAACAGCCUGGUCCUCUGAUUCACACCCUUCAAACUACUCCGAGCAGGAAGGGGUAGCUGUAGCUGCACCAUAAGAAAAAUGAUGUGGCAACAUGACCAUCCUGCUGUAAUCUGCCUCCUGUGUCCCUGCUGGUACGUGUCCAUCAGACUAGAACCUGAGGCUGGGCAUAUCCUCACAAGUCCACAUGUAUUAUCACAGCUGGCACAAUUCAGGCAUACAAGUGGCUCAGAGGAGAGCAGGACAGGUCAAAAAGGACAGGGGAAGGCCUGCACAGGGCCUAAGUGCUGUAACUCCAGCCUGCAAGGAAGCACUUGCUAGUUUUAAUACAAUCUACAGUUAGAAUCAGUUCCUGCUGUAGCUGCAGCCUUGAGACAGACUACAGCCAGAGUGCAGGGAGCCCAGCAGUGACACAGAUCUGUGCUGAGCUGUGUUCAGUUCCUGAAGGCAGUUGCCACCUAUUUAUGAACAGCCAGGAGGCACUUAUGAACUCAUUAGUUGUGAGCUACUGCCACCUCUAAAAAGAGUCCUAUAAAUUUAAUUAGUUAAUAACAAGAUUAGAGGAGAUGAUCUAACUAAUUGCAGGCAGCAAUGCUUCAGCCACAUCAGUACAGUGACAGCAGGACACAUCUGUCACCUGUAACAGAUGGGUGGAAGCCAUACAGCAACUUAAGUGUCUACACUAUUGUUGUAAUAAAUGUUUGGAGGGUUGUGUUGCUUUCUUCA
Molecule: messenger RNA, 2218 nt
Organism: Colius striatus (speckled mousebird)
Lineage: Eukaryota; Metazoa; Chordata; Aves; Coliiformes; Coliidae
Product: neuferricin
Exons: 4
Coding region: 63-827 (254 amino acids)
Cellular component (GO): membrane; endomembrane system
Source: RefSeq, a predicted model, not a curated record